AUGGUGAAAUCAGAGUUGAAAAAGCCGAGCAACAACAAGCAUGUGAAUGUGAUUGUGAUUGUGUUGAUGAAGCUUGCACUGUCAUGCCUCUUGUUGGGUCUAGCCAUCCACCUCCUCUUCUUCUUCUCUGAUUCAUCCCACAAUGAGCUUCUCUGUGCUUCAACCAACGAAACACAAACCGCCGCUAACAAUAAUGCGGAUGAACAAGAAGAAGAAGAAGAAGAAAAGUGUGAUCUUUUUGUGGGAGAUUGGGUGGCUGACCCAUCUCCCCCACUCUAUACUAAUGAAAGCUGCCUUCUCAUUGAAGAUCACCAGAACUGCAUGAGGAAUGGACGCCCUGAUUCUGAGUUCCUCUACUGGAAGUGGGCCCCACGGGCCUGUGGGCUACCCAGGUUCAGCCCAACCAAGUUCCUUCAUAUCAUGAGGGAUAAAUCAUGGGCCUUCAUUGGUGACUCCAUCUCCCGUAACCACGUUCAGUCUCUACUCUGCAUUCUCUCCCAGAUAGAAGCAGCCCAAGAGGUGUACCAUGAUGAGGAAUUCAAAUCAAAGAUAUGGAAGUUCCCUUCUUACAACUUCACACUCUCAGUAAUAUGGACCCCGUUCCUUAUCAAAGCAGAUAUAUUCGAAGACUCAAACGGACUUUCGUCCUCUGAAAUCCAGCUUCAUCUCGACACCCUGGAUCACAAAUGGACCAACCAAUACCACAAUUUCGAUUACGUCGUCAUAGCCGGAGGCAAAUGGUUCCUCAAGACCGCAAUCUACCACGAAAACGGAACCGUCAGGGGAUGCCAUUAUUGCCCUGGAAAGAAUCUGACGGAGCUAGGAUUCGACUACGCAUACCGCAAGGCGUUGCGGCAGGUCUUCCAUUUUCUAACAAACUCUAACCAUAAAGCAACCGUUUUCUUCAGAACUACCACACCGGAUCACUUUGAGAAUGGAGAAUGGUUCAGUGGUGGUUAUUGCAAUAGAACAGUACCUUUCGAAGAGGAUCAAGUGAGGCUAAGUGACGUGGAUUCCAUGAUGCGAGGGAUUGAACUCCAAGAGCUUGAGAAGGCGGCAGCGUGGGAACAUGGCGCCAGGCUGAAACUUUUGGACACAACAAGAUUGGCUUUGUUGAGGCCUGAUGGACAUCCAGGACCGUACAGACAGUUUCAUCCCUUUGCAAAUGAUAUGAAUGCGAAAAUUCAGAAUGAUUGUUUGCAUUGGUGUUUGCCGGGACCAAUUGAUUCAUGGAAUGAUACUGUACUACAAAUGUUGCUCAAUGGCAGAUCAUAG
This is a messenger RNA of Arachis stenosperma, 1275 nucleotides long. RefSeq names its product protein trichome birefringence-like 26. The record is from RefSeq and is a predicted model, not a curated record. Gene Ontology annotation, cellular component: Golgi apparatus. The coding region runs from base 1 to 1275 and encodes 424 amino acids. Gene Ontology annotation, molecular function: O-acetyltransferase activity. The transcript has 2 exons. NCBI's taxonomy places the organism in Eukaryota, Viridiplantae, Streptophyta, Magnoliopsida, Fabales, Fabaceae.